Molecule: messenger RNA, 522 nt
Organism: Arachis ipaensis
Lineage: Eukaryota; Viridiplantae; Streptophyta; Magnoliopsida; Fabales; Fabaceae
Product: syntaxin-21-like
Biological process (GO): intracellular protein transport; vesicle-mediated transport; vesicle fusion
Cellular component (GO): endomembrane system; membrane; SNARE complex
Molecular function (GO): SNAP receptor activity; SNARE binding
Source: RefSeq, a predicted model, not a curated record
AUGAAUCGUGUUGCAGAGCGAAUGAACCGAGCUCUUAAGGACAUGGUCUUUGUAUCUAUUAUUGUUCAAGACACAGUUAUAGUACAAGAGCACAAUAAGAAUCCUACUGUAGAUCCAGUUACAGUACAAGAAAACAAUGAGAAUAUCGUUGUUGCUCAAGAUGCUGCUACAGCAGUGUUGAAAAAAUUUCAGAAGGCACAGCGUCCUGCGGUAGAGAGGGAAACUGCUUACACCGAACCCCAUUUGUUCCACAAGCUGCUCCAUUCAGCUAUACAGCUAAUGAAGCAGAUGCUAAUUCUGGUAAGACUCCAGAACAGUGUGCCCUUCUUGUGGAAUUCAAAAGGGUUGAAGGAGGUCUUGUUUUUAGAUAAUGAGAUUGUCUUCAAUGAGACUAUCAUUGAAGAAAGAGAGCAUGGCAUUCAAGCAAUUCAGCAGCAAAUUGGUGAAGUAAAUGAAAUUUUUAAAGACCUUGCUGUGCUUGUGCAUGAACAAGGAACUAUGAUUGGUUUAGUUGUUAUUUAG